UUGGACGGCGCGCGCCGUCAAUCACUCCGCCCGCAUGUUGUGAUUCCCGUCAGCGGAGCAGCGGAGACGAUGUCCGCCGCAGACCAGCAGGGCGCGUUACCGGAGACCCAGAGGCCGGCCACGACCCAGCAGCGGCACCGGGCCGAUGGCAGCCGGACCCAUGAUCCCAGCGCCGGAUGGCCCCACCUGGACGACCCCACCACCAGAGAGCCUCGGCUGGACGACUGUGAGCGGAUGGGCACCCUGUUCGGGAUGCUCAACAAGUGCAUGCGGAGGAUGGGUUUCAGCCAGAUGUACUUUGGGGACAAGAUCGUGGAACCGGUAGUGAUUGUGUUCUUCUGGCUGCUGCUCUGGUUCCUGGGCAUCCAGGCGCUGGGACUGGUGGGAACUCUGUGCAUCAUCAUCAUCUACAUCCAGAAGUAAAGGGAGCGGACGGUGCGAGUGGAGCCUGCUGUUUUUCUUUGUUUGACGCUUAGCAUACGCAGGAUUUCAUGCCAACGGGUGUUUGGAUUGGAAUCUGCAGUGGGUCUGU
Messenger RNA from Anoplopoma fimbria (sablefish), 532 nucleotides. It is a transcript of the gene fam241a, whose product is annotated as family with sequence similarity 241 member A. Lineage: Eukaryota; Metazoa; Chordata; Actinopteri; Perciformes; Anoplopomatidae. The transcript is spliced from 2 exons. The coding region runs from base 70 to 423 and encodes 117 amino acids. The record is from RefSeq and is a predicted model, not a curated record. Gene Ontology annotation, cellular component: intracellular membrane-bounded organelle.